Melampsora larici-populina 98AG31 is the source of this 960-nucleotide messenger RNA. RefSeq lists its product as uncharacterized. The coding region runs from base 1 to 960 and encodes 319 amino acids. The transcript is spliced from 2 exons. The record is from RefSeq and is a predicted model, not a curated record. Lineage: Eukaryota; Fungi; Basidiomycota; Pucciniomycetes; Pucciniales; Melampsoraceae.
AUGUCUAGAAAUGCAUACAUUUCCCUCACAAAUGUAGUCAUUCCAGCCUGUGUAACUCGAAAGAAGUCAGCAAGAUCUUUGAUACCAAGUAAUGUUCAGCUCGCCAGAUCAGCUCGCCAUAAUGUUUGUGAAAGAAAAUCAGCAGCUGAUUAUGUGUCCAAGUACUGGAUGCUGAAGAGGGAUCAGCAUAUCAUCAGUAUAAAGCUUUUAAAAUCUCCUGUUCGCAAAAGAUCACACACUUCCUUUUUACCAAUACUUCACCACCUGUCAGACCACCAACCAUCUUCUUGUUAUACUAGAAUCACCCCUUAUCUUUCAUCUUAUCUUUCACCUCUUUUAUAUCACACCGCUCUCUGCUACCUCCUUUCCACCUUUUCAUCAAUGUCACAAUCUAUACCAACCACUACGUCUUACUCCGAUCUCCUCAACAUCAUUCACUUUAUUCAAACUAUCUUAGACGAUCAAGCCUCAUCUUCCAACAUUCCUCACGAACGACUUUUACCUUCUUCUAUUCUUCAUAUUCUAGAUGCAGAAUCUUCAAUCCUAGACGUCGAGGUCCGCGAUACCUGGGUUAAUGGCGAGUUGGACGUUUGGAUUAAAGCGACUGAAACCAGGAGUCGUAUUAUCAAUGAUCUUGAACCAAUCCUCAAAGAAUAUGGUGUAGGCCUUCCCUUAGUCAAUUAUCUUCCUCAGCGUAGUUCUCCAGAAUGGUUUUCUCUCUAUGUUUUUGUUCGUCAUACUGCCGACCUCUCUCAUGUUGUUCAUCAAAACUCUGACUUACCUGAAGAAGAUCAAGACAAGUGCCCUAUCUGUGCUGGUAUCUUUCAAGCUGGCGAUCGUUAUAUUCCUCUCUCUUGUCAUGCUUCUCAUUGGCUUCACGAGGCUUGCUUGACUGAAUUGGCGGUAUACUCUCGUGACUUCUUAUGUCCACUCUGUCGCGAACGUCCUUACCCUGAAUAG